Molecule: messenger RNA, 690 nt
Organism: Aureobasidium melanogenum CBS 110374
Lineage: Eukaryota; Fungi; Ascomycota; Dothideomycetes; Dothideales; Saccotheciaceae
Exons: 3
Coding region: 1-690 (229 amino acids)
Biological process (GO): vacuolar proton-transporting V-type ATPase complex assembly
Cellular component (GO): endomembrane system
Source: RefSeq, a predicted model, not a curated record
AUGGUCCUGUUGACAUUGACCCCUACUGCCAAAUCUGCCGUAGAGCUCUACAAUCAAUUUGACCCUUCCUUGAGCGAGCCCACCGUCGGCGCUCCCGUAUCCCAUGCACAGUUGAUUCAUGUCGCGCGCUUCCUGUGCGGCACUGAUAUUCCUAACAAGAAUGACUUUCGACUUGAUGCUCUGCUCAAGGGGGCCAACAUCUAUGUGCCCCCUCCGAAACCAAAGCCCCAGCCAACUGCUGAAUACACCGCCCUGAUGGCCCGUCUUCGUAGAGACGAGGAGAAUAUUGCGUACCAGCGCUUGAUCAAUCCUACAUCAUCCGUUCCCGAUCCAUCUCGCAUACGGCCAGAGGAUGAAGAUGACGAGGUGACGUACACAGAUGUCAAUCGCCAAUUGGCACUCAUUAUCAAUGUCCUCGUCUCCAUCAUCGCUUGUAGCGUCGCCAUCUGGAUUGCUGCCCGUCACUGGAGCGUCCCACAAAGAAUGGCCUUGAGCAUGUUCGGCAGCGGUGCUGUUGCAAUUGCUGAAGUCGCAAUCUACAUGGGCUACCUCAGACGCAUCAAGGACGCAAAACGGACAGAGGGAAAGAAGGUUGAAACAAAACAAGUCGUCGAGACGUGGGUCAUUGAGAAGAAGGAUCCUAAAAAAGAACAUGAGCUCAGACAGAGAAAGGGCGGCAAGCAUAGAUAG